Molecule: messenger RNA, 690 nt
Organism: Spathaspora passalidarum NRRL Y-27907
Lineage: Eukaryota; Fungi; Ascomycota; Pichiomycetes; Serinales; Debaryomycetaceae
Product: kinetochore-associated Ndc80 complex subunit
Exons: 1
Coding region: 1-690 (229 amino acids)
Molecular function (GO): RNA binding
Source: RefSeq, a predicted model, not a curated record
AUGUCCACAGAUAAGUCAGGAAAUGGGAUACUAGAUGAUAUAAUCAAUCGACUCAAUGCCCAGAAUGAGCAACAACUCAUAGAUUCGAUCCUCGUGUCAAUAGACAACCUCAAGCGAGACAGAGAAGAAGAUAUUGCGACAAUCACCAAUCACAACACCCAACUAAAAGAAGAAAUUGAACAAUUACAACGAAAGAUAUCCCUCUUGUAUGAAUUCAAUGAUUCUACAUUUGAACAGGUGCAAAAUAUCGCCACGGUUGACGGAUUAAACGACCGAUUCGGGUUCACCAAAAAUGAUGAAAUACCUCGCGUGUUGAAAUCAAUCUUCAAUAAACUAACAGAUUUGAAUAUAUCCAUAAGUAAAGAAUUGACAGACUUGGAACAGAUAAUAAUACUGUAUGCUUCAGAAAGAAACAGACUUGAAAAGGAGAAUGAUGAUCUAUUGAUAAAAAUGAAUCAAGUAUAUGAAGAAAAUCGUAAUCGAGAAGUAACAGCUCAAGAUGCAAACGUAACUAAGCUUGCUCUAUAUCGAAACCUUGGUAUUAAACUAGAAAAUUCGAAUGGAAACAAAGAUGAAGAACCCGACACUAUUGUUAUACAGAAAGGUGACCAUGUCAAUAUGUUGAAGAUUGAUCCUGAUUAUAAUGAUUUCUUUAUCACUAACCAGAUUUGGUCUCACUUGGCUGAUUAA